AGGUUUAAACGGUGUUUUCUUAACAAUGACCCCGUGAAGCCUAAAAGUAAAAAGAAGAAAGAACAUUAACCCGUGAAAAGCGUUCACCUGUGUCCAUGACAGGAGGAGAGACCGGAAAAGGAUUCUGUUUAGGACGUGUGUGCUCGUUGUCUUUGUAACACAGCGAUGGAUUCGAAUGACCCAGAGAGCUAUACGUGGAAGAGUAGGAUGAGUGCCAACAUACGCCGUCAGGAGGAGCUAAUCGCUCAGAAGAAGAGGGAGAUCGAGGCCAAGAUGGCCGAUCAGGCCAAGAGGAACCGGCCUGCCCCUGCCAAGCCCCUCCCUGUUGCUGCUGCUGUCAGCAUUCCUAGCCCACAUGGACCCAACAACAAUAAGUUUCUAAAUGACGGCAGCUUCAUGCAACAGUUCAUUAAGAUGCAGAAGGACAAACCCAGCAGCGAUUCAGGUGCCAACAGUGUAUCCAAAGCCCCCCCUCUGUCGCCCAGCCAGGCCCCCACCACCAGCCUCCCGUCGGGGGCGCAGAAGAAGAACAUCCUGAUCGGGAAGCGCCCGGGCCUGGGCAUCAGCAGCAUGCUGAAGAGCUACACGCAGGCCAAGAAGGCGCCGUCGCGGCCCCCGCGGCCCAGCAUCUUCACCGACGACGACGAGGACGAGGGGGACCAGGAGAGCAUGGACGUUCACUUCCUGGAGCUGAAAGUUUCCCCCCCAGAGGACCAGGACGUGCGCUGCAUCAUGGACAAGCUGGCCGGCUUCGUGGCCGAGGGAGGAGCCCAGCUGGAGAGGAAGGCCGUAGAGGACUACAAGGACAACCCCCUCUUUGCUUUCCUGAACGAUAAGAACAGUCGAGAGUAUCUGUACUACAGGAGGAGAGUGGCUGAGAUCAGGAAGGACAACCCCAAGCCUGAGACUCCCGCGCACCCACCACAGGCUAAUGUCUCCCCCUCAGUGGACCGCGACACCCAGAAAGUGGCCCAGAAGCUGGCCCGGUUCGUGGCCGACGGCGGCCCGGAGGUGGAGGCCAUGGCAGCUCAGCACAACAGGGACAACCCUGCCUUCAGCUUCCUGUAUGAGCCCCAGGGUGCUGCCUAUCAGUUCUUCCGGGAGAAGGUGGUGGAGUUCCAGAUUGCCAGAGACACCCCCCCACCCACCCACGGGGGCUCCAGAACCUCCGAGGCCCCGGCCCCGGCCCCGGCGACCGCCCCCGUCCCUCAGCCCCCGCCCCCCGGCCAGGAGGACGCGCCGGCCGGAGCCCCCGCCAUCAAACGCAAGCGCAAGAGCCGCUGGGGCGCGGAGGACGACAAGGUGGAGCUGCACAUCCCCCCCAUCAUCGCCCCCCCCACCGCCGACAUCGAGCCCGACCUCCCAUCACUGUCUGCUCAGGAUCUGGCAGGUCUGGGCUAUAAGAGGGGGAAGCCGGUGGGAUUGGUGGGCGUGACCGAGCUGUCGGAGGACCAGAAGAAGCAGCUGAAGGAACAGCAGGAGAUGCAGGAGAUGUUUGACAUGAUCAUGAAGCACAAGAAGGCCAUGCAGGAGAUGCAGCAGAUGUGGGAGAAGGCCGUGCGGGACCACCAGCACGAGUACGACAGCGACGAGGAGGUCGACGUCGACGACGGCACCUGGGAGCACCGCCUGCGCCACAUGGAGAUGGAGAAGACUCGCGAGUGGGCGGAGCAGCUGACAGAGAUGGGCAAAGGGAAGCAUUUCAUUGGUGACUUCCUCCCGCCUGACGAGCUGGAUAAGUUCAUGGAGACGUUCAAAGCACUGAAGGAGGGGCGUGACCCUGACUACUCUGAGUAUAAGGAGUUCAAGCUGACGGUAGAGAACCUCGGCUUCCAGAUGCUGAUGAAGAUGGGCUGGAAGGAGGGAGACGGUCUGGGCUCCGAGGGCCAGGGCAUCAAGAACCCCGUCCACAAGGGUCAAACAGCAGUGGACGGUGCAGGGUUUGGGGUUGACCGUCCAGCUGACCUCUCCAAAAAUGACGACGAGUAUGACGCGUUCCGUAAAAGGAUGAUGCUGGCCUACCGGUUCCGACCCAACCCUCUGAACAAUCCACGCCGACCGUACUACUGAGGACACCAUUGCUCUCACUCGACUGCGAUUCCUCUUUUUCAUGUGUCCGUGUCUGUCGACUACCAAAGGGCGGGCUGUGGGCCGUCUGAAUGAUUCAUUGGAGUGUUAUAUUUUUGUGAGGGUAGACUUUUUUACUGUGCCAGGCAUCCGUGCUUUUCUGCAGUGUUUGAAGUGGAAAGAGCAGUGAUGCUAGGAGCCAGUGCUUUAGACGAGGAGGGGGGGGCACUCUGUAGACGUGAGCCGAAGGUGGAGACGUUUGCUCACGAGUGUGAGACUGACACGAGCAGCGCUGUGUUCUCAUUGGUUUCUCAAAGCUAUCACCGUCUACCAUGCUUUCCACCCGUCUGGAUGCCGUAGUGCCCGCGUGGGUUUUUAAGCCUCAGUUUUAUCUGUUCAAUAGUUUGUUUUUAUUUUGUGUUCUGUAAAGCUUCCAAAGGUGGACUUCUUUAAGUGGGGUAGGUGGGGUUGCACCUCUCCCUAAACCUGUGUUUUGUCCUAGAGACCGGUCAAACACACAAACCUCCAAAGCUUCACUGUUAGUCAAAAUCCAACUACAUCAUCUUUCCCACAAUCCAUUGCUGCUUUUAGUUUGUUUUCUGUUGUUCUGUUCAACUGUUCAGUUAAAAAAAAAAGUCUGUGUGUUAAGCAUGGUCCAUAUUUUGUUUUUACAGGCGUUAGAUUUCGCCACAUUCCUUGUGUACAAGUGUAAUAUAAUUAGUGACAAGCCCAUGGGGCGGAUACUGUGUUCCAAUACUCCAUCGGCCCAAACGCUCCUCUCGUCCUGACCUGUGAACGCUUCUGUGUGGGCUCAGAAGAGAAGCUACGGAGGGGGGGGGGGGGGACACGGCACCCCAAACACACCCAUCCAGAAGCUCACCACCUCUCAUUGUGUGCUGACGAAUGCCUUGGCAUUGAAUGUAAUUUGCUUUCCUGUUUUAAAAUCAUUAAAAUGAGCUGCUGUCCCCAGAGACCCCCUGUGGUUAGCGUGUCUCUCGUCCAGCCUUGUGGCAGAGCUAAAUGUAGCCGCGGUGGGCUAAUGACGGCCGGGGGGCUCGGCAGCACAGGCGGCGGUGGAACCCUGCGUGGCGCUUGGCUCAGGGGACGGAGGGGAAUGCAGUGGGCUUCAGAGGAACUCUUUUCAGUCAACGCUAAUUGUGUCAUGGUCUUAGCCCUGCCAAAACAUCCUGUAUGAUUGCUGUCCAUUAAAAGAUUUGAUUAAAUGUUUAUGAAAAUUGA
Clupea harengus (Atlantic herring) is the source of this 3306-nucleotide messenger RNA. It is a transcript of the gene sugp1, whose product is annotated as SURP and G-patch domain-containing protein 1. The record is from RefSeq and is a predicted model, not a curated record. Lineage: Eukaryota; Metazoa; Chordata; Actinopteri; Clupeiformes; Clupeidae. The transcript has 15 exons. Gene Ontology annotation, biological process: RNA processing. The coding region runs from base 166 to 2070 and encodes 634 amino acids. Gene Ontology annotation, molecular function: RNA binding. Gene Ontology annotation, cellular component: nucleoplasm.